Macrobrachium nipponense is the source of this 8689-nucleotide messenger RNA. RefSeq lists its product as uncharacterized. Gene Ontology annotation, biological process: establishment of protein localization to organelle. Gene Ontology annotation, cellular component: late endosome membrane; plasma membrane; lysosomal membrane. Bases 64 to 1143 code for a protein of 359 amino acids. The transcript is spliced from 6 exons. The record is from RefSeq and is a predicted model, not a curated record. NCBI's taxonomy places the organism in Eukaryota, Metazoa, Arthropoda, Malacostraca, Decapoda, Palaemonidae.
AGUACCUCUCUUCCCUCCAUCCUCAUCUCACCACCUCUCCCUGGAGGCCAGCUGAAAAGAAAGAUGGCGGCGUGGUUGCAGGCGUUCCUCUCCUUCGGCGUGAUAACAACCAAUGCUGCCGUCGCCACAACCUCAGGAGAGGCGUCUCCGGUAGCAGAGCUGAGUCUGUCCCUCUCUUCCAUAACAGACUUCCCUCAAAUCAAACUCUAUACCAGCCAGACCCACCUCAGUGAUAAAAUCAACUUCGAAACAAAUACUCACGACAAAACAGCAAAACAAUACCACAAUGACAAAAUUCACACCGAUUACUACCAAGACAAUGAUACCUUCGAAGUCACCGUCUUGCCCACUUCCACCAUCUUGUGGAAGAAAGUGAAGAAAGCGAAGCCAGGGGGCGGCGCCAAUCUAACUGACGAUGGUGACGUAGAGGACGAGUUUGGAGUCGGGAUGCCAGUUGCGGCUGCUUUGCAAACAAGUGGUAAUGGCCGCACUCGAGAUGACGGGACCUACAUCGUUGACGAUGAUGAGGGCACCGCGUGUGUAAUGGCGUACUUCAAAUGUCAGGCCACAAUCUACUACCCUGACACCAAAGGAACUUACCAAAAAAAAGUGGUCUCCCCAGAAGAUGAUUCAGAAGUCUACGGGAGCUGCGACAGGGUGGGACAGGUCUCAGAAGUGAGCGUCAAAUGGUCCUCCAUCAUCCUGACGCUCCGUUUCGGCCUAGACGACCUCACUGAUUCCUGGUUUGUGUCGCGGUUCAGUCUGACUUACGACCUGUCUGCCUCCAUGUUUCCUGACAGCGCUGGCUCUUCAACCAUCACGGUGGCAAGCAAAGAUGGCCGCAAGUUCUGGCAGACAAACAACGAAUACUCCUUCCGGUGUCUACUUCUCCACGACAUCAGCCUCUUGGACAUCAACAACAACACGGCAACACUGCACUUUGACGAGGUCCGAGUGCAGGCUUUCUGCGACGAAGCUUUCUUCAGGAGACCUAAGCACUGCAUUCACCGUGUCCACCGCGACGAGAUGGUGCCAGUGACAGUCGGUGCCACACUGGCAGGUUCUACCUUGCUCACCGUGAUCGUUUACGGCAUCUUCAGGUACUUCAAGAUCAAGAAAGUCCAGUACGACACGAUGGCAUGAAGUGCAAGUAACUACAGCUGUAACUUAUUAUUAUUAUUUUGAAUUUUGGGGAAGUUCGAUUCAAAGUUGAGUCGUUGUAUCUCUUUGGAGAUAUUUUUCUUUCGUUUUUUUGCAAAGGGUCGGGAUGGCAGGACUUGGAAAUCUACUUAAGAAAAAAAAAUGUCAGCUUAAAUAGCCGGAUGCCAGAACUUGGAAAUCUGAUUGAGAAAAAAAAAAAUUGUCAGCUUAAAUAGCGCAUAAAAAAAUCAGGAAAAAGCUGCGGUUCAUAUUCAAUAUUCAGGCUCCAUUUUUGGGAUAUUUAGAAGAUCAUAUACGUAAAAGAAGCAAUUGCGCUAGAAGUGUGUGGAUAAACGAUAAUUUAAUUCGAAUAAUUCUCAGUUGCCUGAGCAUCUGUUCUUAAGAACUUACGAAAUGGGUAAAUAAAGAAACUGAUUGCUAUGUAAGAAAUUAAUUUAAAAAAGAACAUAAAUACGAUAAAGUACACAGAACAGUAUUAGUUUUAUGACUCAAACUUCAAUAAUGAUUAUUAUACCACAGAAAAGCAGAAAAAAUAAAAAAAAGUAUAAUUAAAAGAAAAUGUCAUGGCUAUAAUAGAUAAACAAAUACAGAAUAAAAUAAUAAAAACUCCCAAUGGAAUAGGUGUAAAUAACAGUCUCAAGUAAAAAAAAAAUGAAAUCUAUCACAGGUAUAAAUAAUUAACUGAACAGAAAACAAAGCAAAUACUCAUAUAAAAGCAGGAAAACCAUAAGUAGAUAAACAGAGCUAAUAAAAGCUUCAGUGCAAGAUACAGAACAUCCCAGUCCUCUUAAACAGACAAAUUUUAGACCUCACAGAAGAUUUUGUCAAGUCUGUUUGGAAAAUAUUAAUUUCUUUUCAAAUAGGGAGGCCGACGGCAAAGGCAACCUAAUGCGCCUAUCCAGACCCAGCCUGAAGUGAAAGAAGGAAUAAUUUAAAUGAUUGAAUAGUUAUCAAAAAGUGUGGGGGAGAAAAAAAAAUAAUAAAGAGGGUCUUAAUACUGAAGCUGAGAGACUGGCCUCUUUUGGGGGAAUGUUAUUGGUUAUUGAUUAAUUCUUUUUUUUUUUGCACUGAUUACCGGGGGAUGAAUACUUGUUCCUAAGCCAGGUAAUGUUGAAAUAAGAAGAAGUUAACACGCAGCGUUGAGUAACUUCAAAUGUAAUGUGAUUUUUUUUAAAUAUUACGUAGUGGCUGAAACCCUAAAUGAAAGAAUUUAGUGAUGAAUUACAUUACAUUUAUUUUGUAAUGCAAUGGACGCAUAACGUAAAGAAAGGAAAGCUGAUACAAGAAAAAAAAAGUCACUCAAAAAAAGUUGGAAUUAGAAGCCACUCGUAGCUCACUAAACAGAAAAAGCGCCAACUCUCUAGAAUCUAAAAUGCAUAAACUCCAACAAAACAGAAAAGAAAAAACUAAACAGAAAAGGCUAAAGAGCUAACGAAGUAGCGUCAAAUCAGACUGAAAUGUAAAUACAUAGAAGUAUAUAGAUGAAUUUUAGUCAUAGAAAUAAAAGCACUUGUUAGGAACUUUCUGCACGACUUAGAUUAAAUUUACAAAGCAGAUCAAGCAAUAGAACGCAAAAGUAUUGAAAGCAAUAAUCACACUAAAGCCUAGUACACACAGUUUAUAUUAUGUAUUAAUAAUAUAAUUGGGUUUUCAUUUGACUACGCAUAUCUUAGCACAUAUCACCAAAAUAUUAAAAAGAAAUUGGGUCCUUUAUUUAAAGGUUCAGUACAAAUCGACAGGAGGAAAAAAAGUCAUAUCACUCGUAUAUCAUUUUUUUCUAGCUUAAUUGUGUGAUGCUAAUCUGAAAGGUAUCGGCAUUGUGUCUUUUCCUAUCGUGGGCAAAUUAGGACAGAGAGCGUAUGCUCCUAUCUGUUCCUAUCUGUCCGUCGGAAAGUUUUCGAAAUCAAAGACUACGCUAAAAAAUUUUUUCGAAUCCAACGACUCUACGAUAAAAAGUUUUCGAAGUCAGAGACACUACACUAAGUCGUUUUCGAAAUCGAAGACUCUAUGGUAAAAUGUUUUCGAAAUAAAAAAAAUCUACGCUAAAACGUUUUCGAAAUCGAAGACUCUAAGGCAGAAUGUUUUCGAAAUUAAAGAAUCUACGCUAAAACGUUUUCGAAAUCGAAGAAUCUAAGGUAGAAUGUUUUCGAAAUCAACCACUCUACACUAAAACGCUUUCGAAAUCGAAGACUCUAUGGUAGAAUGCGUUCGAAAUUAAAGAAUCUACACUACAACGUUUUCGAAAUCAAAGACUAAGCGUUUUCAAAAUCAAAGAGUCGACACUAGGACGUUUUCGAAAUCAGACUACGGCAUAAGGCGCCAGUUAAACCCCCCAGCUGAACUUGUAUCUUGGCUAAAGUACAACUAUUGAAGUGCCCCCUGUGUCAUUGUUUAAAUGAAACCUCCUACGUCACUUCAGGAAAAUUAAUACUGAAAAGGAAAAGUAAUUAUUAUCAGCUGUAGCGCAUUAUCAAUCAUUUGACAGUCAGCUGGCAAAUUUCGAUCGACUACUUAUAUUUUAGUCCAAUAACUGACUUAUUUUAGCAAUUAGAAACUCGUAUUGUUGUAUAUAUAAAUGAGUCUACAUUUCCCUUAUUCAGCUGUCGGAGUUAAAAUUGCUAAAGCUGACCGGUUAAUCGAUAAGAAACUGGGGUGUCAUUUUUUCGACUACAAAUAAAACUAGAGGUUAGCCUUUUUACCUGCUAAGAACUAACAAUAAAAUAUGCAACAAAGAAAGAAUUUGCCUCGGAAAGGAAAGAAAUUACCGAUAUCUUAGCCGAUGUAGCAUCACUUCGGGGUCAGUUUGAAUCAAUGAUUUCAAGCAGGAAUUCAGGAAAGACUUGGAGCAAUAAAAUAAAUAAAUAAACAAACAAACAGCGCCAGGAGAUGCAUGAUUAGCAUAAGAAUGAAAUAGCAAUAAUAGAUGAUAUGCUAGAAAAACAAUAUUUGAUAAAAUCUCUAGGAGUUUUCAUACUUAACUUUAGCCAGUAAUUUACUGAUUAUUAGCUGUUCCAUUCAUAAAUUAGUUAGCAAGUGGAGAUUAGCUUGAGAGCUCUCGUAAAAUUAAGAAUUACAGAAUAAAUUCUGGAUGGACGAAGCGAAUUAGUUAUCGAAGGAUAACCUGAAAACAUAAGUUUGUUUAUUUGGGCUAUCGUGAAAAUAUGAUGGGAAUAGGAAAGAAAAAUAGUAUAAUUUAGUUACAGAAAUGAACGAAAUCAACAGCUAACAAUUUUGAGGAGAAAAAAUUUAUUCUGAGGCGUGAUUUUAUCAAUCCAAAAUACCAUGAAACUUGAGUGUCGAAGUUCAGGUUAGCUAAUUUUGCAGCCUAAUUUUGUAGCUGCAAUUCCUUGCUCAAAUGAAAAGAAGAGCAACAUCUUUGUUUACAUUCCAGGAAACAUGGAUAAUACUCCUAUGGAUAAUAUUCCAAUGUCGGUCAUUAUUCAUGAUACCAAAAGUAAAACUGAUUUGCCUUAAUAGUUUUAGCAAAGGCAGACUUCAAAAUCACGAAUGUUUUUUGUUUUCGUUAGAACAAACAAGCAAGCAUGAAAGCACUCGCUUUAUAUAUCAGCAUGCAACUUGUACAUAGGCAUUGCCAAAGAACCAUCCUAUAAUGGAAUUUGAAGAUUAAUUACGGAAGAUUGCAUGCAAUUUAUUGAAUUGUCAGUAAUAAAGAAAAAUAAUGAAACAUAUGGGAUGGGUAAUUUAAUACCCAUAUUUAGCCCAAAGUUGAUUAUAACGAGAAAAGUCAAUCCAGUUUAGUACCAAUGCAUAAUCUUUUUAUAUGCAAUAUGUGUCUUUGCAAAUAAAACGCAUCCUGUCUAAAAUCCAAAAUUUUAUUGUAUGUUGAAUAGGAAACCAGUUGCCUGUUAAGACGAUGUUGUUUAUUAAAGGAUAAUGUAGCAAUAGGCUGAGUUUAGGUUUGAUAAAUAAUAAUAAUAAAAAAAAUUACUUGUAUAGAAAAGUAAGCGUUAAAUGAAUGGCUUUUUCAUGGGACCACAAAGCCGUUUCCAUGUUAGGCGUUCUCUUGUUGACAAAAAAGCAAAAUAAAUAAACAUUAUUAAGUUGUUUUGUGUGUUCAUCGUGUUGUAAAUGGUGUCAAGAUUUGUGAGUGUUGUCAAACCACAAGAAAGAGUUCUUUUUGGACACAGGCAAAAGGCAGUUGAUAGCAUUAGUGUGAGUCUCUUAAGGACUCAGUUUCAGUGAAACAUGUUUUAACUGGCUUAGGCAGAACUAUUUUCUUUCUAUCAACUUAGAAAAGUGCUAAGUGAAACAUGUUAGCAAAUCAAGGCAAAGUCUUGGCAUUCACUUAGUUUAUAAUUACUUACAGAUAGGCCAAAUCAUGUCUUAACCUAGUUUUUAUUUUUUAACACGUUUAAGACAUUUGGUGCCUAUCUGUAAAAAGUGAAGUAUGUCUGAUAUGAUACUUACUUUUUACUCCACGUCUUAUUUUCGCUGCAAAUUUUGAUCCUUCUUCAAACUGCUCUGGAGGAAGUGUCAACGCAGUAUUUGAUUUGUCUAUGAACGUUGAAUUUGACAGCUUUUUUUGUGUGUUUAUCAUCUGAAUUAAGAUACAAACCACUCCCCAGUAUGGUGUCAGGCAGUCAAGCCAGCAGUCAUUACUUAGUGUCGAUUGAAACUUGUAUCAUACCUGUAUCAUUUGAAAAGGGAGAGGUUUGUGUCUGUGUCUGUGUUUAAUGUCAUGGAGUAAAAAAAAAAUAUAUUUCGUUGUAACUUAAUUCUAAAACAACUUCCCAAUUGAAUCUUCCAUCACUGUAAGUGCGAUUUUCAGAUACAUAAAAAAAUAAUCGUUAGUAUUCUGUCUAACUUCAUCUUGUUACGCCAGUUUUAUAGAUUUAUAUAUACAGUAUAUAUAUGUAUAGACAUUAUACACAUAUCUAUCGUAUAUUUAACGCAAAAUAUUUAGAGUAAAAAGAGAAAGUGUCCUAAUUUUAAGCCUCAAUGCAGUGCCUAAACAGAACCGUGAAACAAGUCUUCCAUGAUUCCAUGAGGUGCCGCUUCGCAACCUUGUGAUAAUCCCUUAAGUGUGAAUAGGAUUAAAAACACCUGUGUAUAUAUAACUAUUUGUGACAGUUCAGAUAUUAUCAUAGAGCACAAGGACUCGUACACACUCCCGUUCUAGUCUUUGUUAGUUUUUUUUUUUUGCUGUAGAAUUAUUCACCUUCUGGAAACUACAACCAGGUUGUUUGACAUUAUUUAGACUGAAUUAUUUAGACAAAUUCAUUUGGUUCCUGUUAUGAGAUUAAAUUUCUUCCCGUCUUCCUUUUCAUGAACUUAUUUCAUUGUUGUUCAUUACUGAACCAUUCCUGAAUUCAGUCAUGUUCAUCAAUAUUAAUCCUUCACAAUUCUUUUGAACAUAUAUAGCAGCCAAGUGACUUACAAUUACUAUUUUUAUCUGGAUAUUAUGACACAUUUAACCUGACAAGCACGUUAAUAUUUUCAAUCAUAACAAUUGUGAAUAACCACGUUCUGGAAAGCAAGUGUAAUUACAGUGAAAAAAAAUAAACACUACUAACGAAACUGCAAAUUAAACUUUCUAACAUAUAAGAUGUUAUGAUUAUUUUGUGUAAUUAUCAUUGUAAUAAGGGCUUUGUAAAUACAUAACAUAUUUCCAAAAACAAAAUCAGCUGAUGUAAGUCGAGAUUUAUUAUUGUACUAUUAAAUUUUCUGGUCACAGCUAAAUAGACGUUGUUUAUCUGUAAUAAGACUACAAUUUCUGGCUCUCGACAGUGAACGUGCAUGUUGUUACAGUGAAACAUUGUACAGUGAAAACAUCGUCAUCACAAUCAUCAUUCGACCAGAAGAAUGCUCGUUCAGUAAUCUUGAUCUAUCUUUAAGUUAUGUCUAAAUUUACAUUACCUAAAUGUAAAGAGAGCACACAAAUUGAAAGUCUGGUGACUGCAAAGUCUAAACCUAAGUUUAAUCUAAUUUAUUUCAUUUGGAAUAAGAUAUAUUUUGCCGGAAAUUUAACGAUAUAGUAAACUAUCAAGUUUUCUAGAUGAAAAAUGAAUUUAGUACAUUAGAUUUUUGUGACAUAAUUUUAGUUAUUUUCAUCUUAAAGGAAAAUCUGCUUGGGGCAUGAACAGCAUACCCUGCAAAUUCAAUACUUUUGUCAAGCAAGCUUUAGAUUAUAAUAUUAUGAUAAUCACUUGUUUUAAAACAUAAAAAAAGCAAAACAGUUCACAACAGCGUUCAAGGUCACUCAAAGAGCUUUCUUCAGAAAGAUGACAGAUGACAAAUGUAAAGAAAAUUUCAUAACUUUCUUAAGAUGAAUUUUGUAAAUUUAAUGCAUUGUAUCUUCCUGUAUUAUGUCUUCCUAAAUACAGUGUGCAUAUCAUAUGAUGUAUUUGUUGUAGACAUUUGUUAAAAAUGUUGAUUAAAAUACGUUGCUGGCUAAGGGUCAGUGCGAAUGCCCAGUUCUUUGGCAGUUCAACACUCAUUAUUUUUUUUAUACUUUUCAGUUUUCAUGUUUAUCAUUGUACUGAAGUUUGUUGGCAUAAAAAAAACAUGUUUAUAUUUACUAUUCCUUUCAGUGUCAUGUUUUAUUUCUGAUGCGAAAUUUGAUAGGCAGACGUACAAACACACAUAUAUAUACGUAUAUAUAUGUGUGUGUAUCUACUAUACACAUACAUACAUAGAUAUACAUUUUUAUGUGUAUACACAAAUAUAUAUGUAUGUGUAUAUAUAUAUAUAUAUAUAUAUAUAUAUUAUUGUAGUAUAUAUAUUUAUAUAUAUAUCUAAAAUGUUCCGCGGUAAAAUAUCAUUAGUUUUUUUCCUUAUCAGUAAAAUAUAGAAUUUUACUUUGCCUUCACUACCUAAAGUCAUAUUGAAAAUACCAAACAAAAUUUAGUAAAUUAAACAGGCACACUUUUAACUAACGGUACGUGUAACACGUACCUUCAAUUUAAAGUGUACCUGUCUAAUUAACUGAGUUUUGUUUGUUAUUUUGUCCCUUUUAUUAUUAAAAUAACAAUCAUUUACAGUUACCAAAAUUUACAAAGUAUAAAUAAUAGUCCCUCCCAACUUUUUACCGUCCCCCAAUUCUCAUUAACCACAUCAUAUGUCUGAUUCUGAAAUAAAAAUUAAACAUUUCAAAAAAUAGGAUCAGACCCGUGAAUAAUAUACAUCCGACAUCAAUAGAAAACGGGGAUUUGUUACCUAGGCUAAACAUGUCACUUAACAUUUAGCAAAUGAGACGAAAACCAAUUUAAAACACAUUUGGUACUUACCUGUCCGCCAUGAAUCCUUCUCAGAGAUCCGUGGAACAGACGCAUCUGUGAAAAAGAGAGUAAUAACAUCUUUACAAAUAAUUAUGUAUUUAUCUAAUUUAAUCAAGCAAAUAUUACAUUUACAGUUUUCAUGUGAUUCUCCCUUUGGUUCCUUUCAAUGUGUAAAUUUUUCUUAGAAGAAUCCAAUUCACAGCAAUAAAAAGUUAUGGGAAAAAAAACCUUAGAAAUUGUGUAAUUAUGAUUUAGUUCUGAGUGCUUGCUACUGCAAUAAAUAGUGAUAG